Molecule: messenger RNA, 1299 nt
Organism: Cyanidioschyzon merolae strain 10D
Lineage: Eukaryota; Rhodophyta; Bangiophyceae; Cyanidiales; Cyanidiaceae
Exons: 1
Coding region: 1-1299 (432 amino acids)
Cellular component (GO): mitochondrial small ribosomal subunit
Molecular function (GO): structural constituent of ribosome
Source: RefSeq, a predicted model, not a curated record
AUGCGGGCUUGCAGGCCAGUGUUCAGCACGUGUCUGCUGCUUGGUCGUUUGUAUCAUACCCCAGCUGUUGUUAAUGAGUUUCGAGUGUUGAGUCACCGUCUGGUUCCGGAGGCUUGGCCCAAAGGGGUGCUCGCUCGUUGGACGGAGGUCCACGGCGCAGACGCCAGCAAACGGCACAGUACAGAAACGAAAACUGCCCUGAAACUGCUUUGGCGUCAGGCAGACGCAGACGUGUGGAAGCUGGUUCAAGAGCGAUCUGAUCCGCUCUGGCAAGGUACGCGAUGUGUGCUGCUUCGUGGCCCACCAGGUUCCGGGAAGAGCACGAGUCUAUUUCACGCUGUCGAGCGAGCUCGUGAGCAGGACUGGCUGGUGUUCUAUCUGCCAAACCUGUACCACUGGCUACAUGAACGCGACUCUUGUGACGUGGUUCUAACACCGCGACCUCGAGGUGCACGGAGUGCGAGCUUGUUGCGCGAACCUCUUUUCUUCGAUCAGGCUCGUCUGGUGCUUGACAGCCUGCAGGCGUGUCGCCAGGUCCAUGCCCGAACGCUGGAAUCCAUUACCUGUCUUCCUACGGAGCAACUGCUUCGGGAGAGUGACCUCGAUGAUGAAGCGCGGGACGGAGAUGUGGCGCGCCAGACCGCCACGUCUACUGAUCAGCAUACCAACCUGUUGGGACUGGUGGAUGCCUGCUUGCAAUCUGGCCGCCGACUGGAAGGUGAGCUCGCCGAGUUGAACCUGGAUGCCUUUGGUCGGACUUAUCGGCUUUUUCUGCGCCAACUUCAAUGUGUCCGACAGGUUCCUGUGCUCUUUGCAAUCGAUGAUUGGAAUUUGUUGAAUGCACUCACGAGCAUUCGGCAUCCGCAGAAAAAGGGACGUUUCUUGCAUGCCAGUGCGCUUCGUAGCCUUCGUCCGCUGAACGCAUGGAACAUGUUUACGCGCUUCGGGGCUCGAAUGCGACGUGGACUGGUGCUAUGCGCGGAGACCAGCGCUCGGGGCCUCGGACGUGUGCGGGCGUCUCGCGUUGUGGGCUCUGUUCUGCACCGACCAACACCGGCAAUGCAGCGGGACCCUGACGGCAGUCAGGCUGCCCGAUGGGUGGACCAGGAACUUCCGUCGAAUUUGCAACCAGUGAUCCAGGAAAUACCGCGGUUUCACAGCGACGAAAUACAACGAAUACUCAAGGACUUCCAGGAUCACAAGGUUUUCCACGCAGUCGAUGCGCAUACUCUAUGGCGGCUAGAGCGUCUCGCUUCUGGUAACGGAGUGCGGCUGCUGCGUAUCUGUCAGUCGAUUUAA